This is a messenger RNA of Phlebotomus argentipes, 989 nucleotides long. RefSeq names its product lufaxin-like. The record is from RefSeq and is a predicted model, not a curated record. The transcript is spliced from 2 exons. Lineage: Eukaryota; Metazoa; Arthropoda; Insecta; Diptera; Psychodidae. The coding region runs from base 32 to 958 and encodes 308 amino acids.
AUCAGCUCUGAUAGGAAAACAUUCAAUUAAAAUGAGAUUUAUGGUUAGUGCAAAUUUAUUGACUGUGUCUUGUUUAUUUCUCUCGGUCGCUUGCAUGAAAUCUGUCGAUUUUGAUGACAGAGAUGAUUUCAUCAUUGGAAAACGCGUGGAGUCCGACGAAGAACUUUUCUACUCAAGCUUCGACUUGACGAAAAGUGGAUGCCAGUCAUCCAAAUCAUACGUUCCUUGCACCAACAACAAGACUCACUUCACCGUGAAUUUCAAGGACACCAAGAAGAGAUGCAUUUCUUCAAUUGAACUCUUUUCGUGGCCAGACAGAGAGCCUGUUCUGGGUGCUCCAAAGAUCCCUUCGAAAAGUACAAUCUUCUGUCAGCGCGGUGGCAUUGGAAAGAGUUACUGCUUGUUGAUCUUUAAGAAGAACGAACCACGAGAGGACGCAGAAGUUCACAUCAGGGGAAUGUCUAAACCCUGUUCAUUCAAGAAACGCUACAUUUCUGGCAAUCCCAAGCGCACAGAUGCUUAUGGACUACAGUAUAAGUUCGAUAAAGAAGAUUUUUGGAGUUUACCGAGAACUGGCGUAGAAAAAUGGGAGAGAACAGGAAAUGAAAUCAUUUACCGCAAAGACGGAUUGCUAAACACCCAAAUUACAUAUUUAGACAAGAGUGAUAAGUUUUCCUCUGCUAAAGAACUGUUCGUUAGAGGCGAGAAUAAGAAAUUCAUAAUUAGAUACCCGAACCUUAAGGAUAUCAGCUUUCUGGAUGUCUAUUGGUACCAGUCUUCGCAAAGUGAAAAACCUAAACUUCCCUAUAUUUACUACAAGGAUCAAUGCACUCCGGAUUUGAAGCCUUGCGUGGUAUUUGAUGCCGUUGAGCCCAUUACUUAUGUUCUUGUGAAGGCGUUUACGAACAAAGAUCAUACAGAACCUAGACUUAGGGCAGCUGAUUUGGGUCGAGGAUAGAGAAAAGUAUAUUAAUAAAUGUCUUCCCAAC